Molecule: messenger RNA, 6473 nt
Organism: Lineus longissimus
Lineage: Eukaryota; Metazoa; Nemertea; Pilidiophora; Heteronemertea; Lineidae
Product: excitatory amino acid transporter-like
Exons: 15
Coding region: 227-2005 (592 amino acids)
Biological process (GO): L-glutamate transmembrane transport
Cellular component (GO): plasma membrane
Molecular function (GO): neutral L-amino acid transmembrane transporter activity; glutamate:sodium symporter activity; L-glutamate transmembrane transporter activity
Source: RefSeq, a predicted model, not a curated record
UCAGCCGUUCGGUUGCAGUUUACAGAAUUUACUGCACUACUGUUUUGAAGAUCGAGCAUAUCGAAAAUCGGACGUUUGCACGUUUUGGAUUAUGCUUUGAUCUAUUGGCUAUACAAGGACUUUUGGGAAUUAAUUGCAAUACAUUGAAUAUUUCAGAUUUUUGAAUUAUUUUGGAUGUAUCGCAGAACCAAGCCAUAAAGGGACCUUGAUCUGAUUUAACAGGAGAAUGAAUGACGCUGGUACCAAGGAACCAAUGAUGAUGGAAGACGGAGAAGUUCGUGUCGAGGGGCAGAAUACAUCCUGUUUUGAAAAGUUGCGAUCAAGGCCUAUGCCAAAAUGCAAAUGUUGCACCCCUGCAGAGUUCAAAAAAUGGAUGAAAAAUCCCCACAAUAUCCUCCUUGUCCUCACAAUCUUAUCAGUGAUUCUGGGUGUGUUCUUUGGGUUCCUGCUGCGACUUGCACAACCGAGCUCGGACGCGGUCAUGCUCAUAAAGUUCCCUGGAGAUCUGUUGAUGAACAUGCUGAAGAUGUUGAUCCUUCCACUGAUUGUGUCCAGUUUAAUCUCAGGCCUUUCCCAAUUGGAUGCCAAAUCAAGUGGUAAAAUGGGUUCAUACGCCCUGGUGUAUUACUUUAGCACCACAGUAAUAGCUGCCAUCCUCGGUAUCAUCCUGGUCAUGACCAUACACCCGGGUAGCCCCGAUAUAAGGACGCUCCCUAAAGAUACAGAAUUUAAUGCCGAUGACAAGAAGGUGGCUUCAUUAGAUGCAUUCCUUGAUUUAUUGAGGAACCUUUUCCCCAAAAAUUUGAUAAAGGCGUGUGUGGCCCAGGAAAGUACCAUGUAUGUACCAACAAAUCGGACAGUACCAUGGAGACCACCGACAGUUGAUCUCAACGAUACUAACACAACUUUACCAACAUUACCAACUUACUACGUCGUGGAAGCCACAUCAACCCCAGGAUCAAACCUGUCCGACAUCAAUGGAUCAAAGUGGAUGAUUGAGACGUACGAGGCUAAGAAGGUUGUCUAUCGGGACGGCAUUAAUGUCCUCGGUAUCGUAUGCUUCAGCAUAGCGUUUGGUGUAGUUGUGGGACAGAUGGGCCCAGAGGCACAGCUUAUGGUUGAUUUCUUCAUCGUCAUGAAUGAAAUUGUCAUGAGACUUGUCCAGGUUAUCAUCUGGUAUUCACCAUUUGGUAUCAUGUGCUUGAUCGCUGGCAAGAUCUUGGAAAUAGAUGACAUAGGGAAGACAGCACAGCAGCUUGGGAUGUACUUGAUAACCGUAUUAGUGGGUCUCAUCAUCCACGGGGCUGGGACAUUACCACUCCUCUACUUUGCUGUUACAAGAAAAAACCCACUCACAUUUUUCAGGGGCUUGUUACAGGCUUGGGUGACUGCCCUGGGUACAUCAUCAAGUGCAGCAACAUUGCCGAUCACAUUUCGUUGUCUAGAGGAGAACCUAGGGGUCGAUAAACGAGUGACGCACUUCGUGCUUCCAGUUGGUGCCACCAUCAAUAUGGAUGGUACUGCCCUCUAUGAGGCUAUUGCCGCUAUCUUCAUCGCACAGAUGAAUGGCAUGAAUCUGGACCCAGGGCAGAUUGUCACUGUCAGCUUGACAGCAACUCUUGCCAGUAUUGGAGCAGCAAGUAUACCAAGUGCGGGAUUGGUCACCAUGAUUAUGGUCCUCACGUCUGUGGGACUGCCUGUAGAAGAUAUCACACUGAUCGUAGCUGUUGACUGGCUACUCGAUCGUAUCCGUACCUCAGUGAACGUACUCGGAGAUUCAUUUGGCGCCGGUAUCGUGGCCCACUUAUCAAGAGCCGAACUCGAGGCUCAGGACAGAAUACGGGAAGAGCAGGAAAUGAAAGAACUUGAAGAUGGUGUGAAUAGGCGACCGAGUCGCAUAUCUUUGAUGGGACGCAAGGCCUCCUCCUCUGGGAGUGUAGAAACUCAGACUUUACUAAAGCCUUACUCCCAUCUACGGGACACACAAGAUGAAGCCUACUUAUAACUGUAAGUGAAUCCGUGAGGAAGGUGUUUACCCAUAGAACCAUGCAUGAGGUAAACUUUUAGAUUAAAAAUGUCAUGUCGCCUUUACUGUCUUCUCAUCUUUCUAUGAAACGCUACAAAUUUUUGUUAGCUAUGAUGAAAUCCAAAACAACUGUGAAUUACAUAAUACGUCGCAUAAUAUUGUAAAACGAUUUUAAAUUGAUUUUGAAAUGACAUGUAAAUAGUGUUCAUAAGCUAUCUUUGCUAAAACUAUAGACUUGAAUAUUAGUCUCAUGAUAUCAAUAUUUACAACUUGUGUUGUUUGGGUUCGUUCGUUAUAACUAUAUGCUAUGAAUAAGGCUUCUUGUCACUAAGUCACUUACAACUAAUACCGUUGUCUUGAACCUUCUUGUCAUCUCUGUAUAACUGGCUUGUUUCUUGUCAGACCUAUCUAUCCUUCGAGACCGAUGGUGACUUGGUUGUGAAAUUUCCCUUCUGUGUAUCAAUGUACCAACAGAGGUCUGACCCAGAAACUGAAGACGAAUCCAAGUUCCGUCGUCAAAUAAAUACAAUAGUCAUUCCCAAAAGGUCAGACUCUAAAGAAGCAAUGCCGUAAGAUUGCAAUCAUUACAGUUUGAUGGGGCAUCCGCGCCACGAAUGCGGCAUCCACCCCGGAUAUUUUAAGGCAAGAAGUCCUCCCUGUAUAAUGGGGAUAACGGACGUGAUGGGGCGAGAUCAAACAGCUAGGAUAUUUGCCAUUUUGAUCUUUACAAUCCAAAUAACCUAUCAUGGGAAACCAAUCAAGUCACCAUCUCUCUCUUAGAUGAGAAAGAGCAACACCCUGUCAUGUGAUCUAUCACGUUAUCGCACCAUCUCUGUCACGCUUCAAGUUUUAACUUCACCACUAUUUGAUUGUGCUUGUGAAUAGUCCGUAGUGUACACAGGUCUGGAUUGCCUUAGCAUGCACGUGAGAUCACCGAAUUGGAGUCUGUAAAACCGCAUUUAUCAACACUAAUGCACUAAUGAACCAGUAAAACCCAUGGUCUUCUCGUUUCCUUCAUAAAGUUUAGUGAAAGAUGAACGUUUAGUUCGUGACAGAUGCAAAAAAAACUCCUCAGUUAGUGUCUCUCGAAUUCAUCAUCAUUUAUCGAUUCACAUUUUCACUGUAAAUAAUGGUAAAGCUUUUCUUGCGGCUUUUUAAUGAGAUUGGAUUAAACGAUCUAACAAGGUCUGUAGGUUUGUUUCAAUCGUCAGCUGAAGAUGCACGAGAUAAUUUUCAAAUCUAAAAAUCUUAUUAAGGUUUUGGAUCAGAAAAAGUAUACUUAUCAAAUGUUUAUGAUCAAAAGCGUGUGUCUUUGUUCGUAUUACCAUUUAGUGCGAUCAACGCGUUCCUGAGAUUUGAAACAUUACUAAAAACGUUCGGUUAAACGUACAGAUUUUGCUGUUUUUCAGCGCUAGCUUUUGCUGGUGAUUUACGAUUCGGCCAGUUGGCGUCGCUUAGUACGGUUUUGCUUCGUAGUGUCAACGCCUCCACGGAGUACAUUGGAAUUGGAAUAUAAGGCUCCAAUGUAUUUAUCAGCCACAUGAAAUUUGAAAAAUAUCGUGUAAAAUGUAUUUCAUUCAUCACAUUUUCUGUUGAUUCUAAAAUAUACCUCAUCAUGUAAAGUUGCGCUUAAAAAAUCUGGGUAUGGCGUGCAUUGUUGUGGGAUAUGUAAAUAUAUUUUGCUAAAGCAAUUUCGUCAAUGACCACUUGGUCGCGAAAAAAAACUGGUUGAAAUAAAGGGCCUAGAAAGUCUGGCUACAAUGUUAAUUUUAGAUCUCAGAUGCUCUGGUGUAUAUCACGCCUAAAUAUUGUGAUGUACAUGUACGUAUGUGUGUCAUUAUAGUCUUAUGCACUCGAUAUGGUGUUGUCUAUUUUAGGUAUAAAACAUUCAGUCACUAAAUUAAAUAUGUCACCAAUCUUUUCAUUAUAAGAUGGCCGACCACAAGAUUUUGAUACUUUUUUAGAGUCAUUUUUAUUGGAGACGCUGCACAUAGCUUAGAAAGAAUGAAUAUACAUUUAUGGAAAGAUUAGAAAUGUAUAAUAUAACCGGGUUGGAUCUAUUUGGAAUUUGACUGUUCAAUAUUAGUUUUAGCAUUUUGUAAAUACUGUUUAUAACUAAGGAAUGUUGUUGUGUAAUAUACAUAUAUACUUGGUUAUGACAGGGUGCCCAAAUCAUGGAUUGCAUCCAGCGCACAAAUGGUUUGUAAGUGAACUAAAUCGGAAUUCGGUAUUUUCAUCUCAGGAAGCCUUCGAUUCCAACACAGCUCAGCUGUCCAUUGCAGAAGGGUACUAACCAUGGUAACCUGACAACUCCGUCAUGGGGCAACCGGGGUGCCACAUUUUGGCGAUUUUGGAAUCAGUUUAUAAAUGAAAUGGUCCAGGGACCAUGUGCUCACCGGUGUCAAAGGACCUUGAAAAGUAGGUAAAAAAACUGCAGACGAUAUAUGAUGUAUCAUUGCUAGAAGUACCUACCAUAUUUUUUUCAAUUUUUUCGGACCAGUAUUAAGCGAACAAUGGCAUAUUUUCACUUUUUACGUUUGGCCCCCUGGUGGCCAAACCGUGAAUCAUAUGACGCCAUGAUUUGAUUUCUAAGUAGGCUAGAGGUCACACAGGGGUACAUUUGUACCAAAUUUGAGAUCUCUGGCUAAAGCAGUUACAAAACAUGCCACCGUUCUCUAACGGCGAUGCCGCCAGAUGACCUUGAUCCUGUGGCCUUGGAAAGUAGGUCGGAAAAAUAACGUGGUGUAUAUAUGAUGCACCAUUGCUAGAAGUACAACCAUAUUUUUUUUAAAUUUUUCGGACCAGUAAUAAGGGAGCAAUCGCAUAUUUUCACUUUUGACGUUUGGCCCCCUGUUGGCCAAACCGUGAAUCAUAUGAAGCCACGAUUCGGUCUCUUGAGUAGCGGUCACCGAGGGGUAUAUUUGUACCAAAUUUGAUAUCUCAGGCUAAAGCGGUUACAAAACGUGCCGCCAUUGUCUAACGGCAGUGCCGCCGACAGACUUUGACCUCUGUGACCUUGAAAAGUAAGUCAAAUAAAAAAACCGGAGGAUAUGUGAUGUAGCAUUGCUAGAAGUACCUACCAUAUUUUUUUUCAAAUUUUUCGGACCAGUAUUAAGGGAGAAAACGCAUGUUUUCACUUUUGACGUUUGGCCCCCUGGUGGCCAAACUGUGAAUCAUAUGAGGUCGCGAUUCGGUCUCGGAGUAGCGAUCACCAAGGGGCACAUGUGUACCAAGUUGGAGUUCAAUAGCUUCAGCGGUAACGAAACGUGCCACCCAUGUCUAACGACGGACGACGGACACUGUGUCAUUGUAAAGGCUCACAGGUGAGCCAAAAACGGACAUUGCAUGGUGUGUGUUAUUUUUCUGUAAAAAAGGUACCAUGAAAAAGGGCAUAUAAUUCCUAUUCAUUUACCGUAAACGUUUAUCAGCAACUAAAGGCCAUUUUUCUGACACAUGAAAACCAAAUAUCAUCUCUAAAAUCUGUGAUCUGAUGGGGACUCCCAACACUGUUAAGCUAUUCGGCAACGGACACACAUCUGCGUCUCAUCUUAGGUCAUAAAUACAAUGUCCAUGGUCAUUCAAAUCAAUCUUAUCAUUAGACUGCAAUUGUUACUGGUUAUAAAUUUUAGAGGGAGGAGAGGGUAUGAUGAAUUCGAAAAGUUUUCUAAAGUUUUACUGUGCAAGAUCACUUUAGUUACUUGUUCAUAUGGGGCUUAAUGCACUGGGCGGCCGAGUUCAGGUAACUAGUUGAACAUAAACGCUAGUAUCGUCAGAGAAGCCGGAGAUUGUCAGUGGACUCUUUUUUCCGGUUAUACAACAAGUGUAUCACAGUGAAGAUAUAACCUAACGCCAGACACUUUCCUGGCCUAGUGAAUCUAACCACCCUAAAUAUAUUUAAAAGAUGGUCAAUGGAAUCUUCUUCGCUAAACUAUAACAAUGUAGGCCAACCAUCGUUCAUGGACAUUUCAAAAUUACGCUGGUACUAUUCAUAGAAAUGGGUUUCCCAUAUGCAUAUUCAAAGUCGUAACCAAAGCACAGAGAAUAGAUUUGUAGUUCAUCAGUCCGAUAUUGUUAUUUCACAAAUAUUUACAAGUAGAUUGAUAGUUUUGCUAUGUACAUAAUUAUCGUAGAUGUUGUGAAAUGCUUCGUUUGAGGCGCCAAACUACAUUAAACUAACUGAAGAAAUAACAAGUAGGUACAGCUGAAAGCUAUGAAAAAAUGAUCUUACCUACCUUAUCACACUUACCUUAGAAUCUGUCCUACAGGCUUUACUUUUAUCUUGAGGAGCUCGUCAGUUUCGGCCGCCGCAUUGGUCGUCUGCUUCACCCUAUGUAUCCGUCAUGUAUGUGAUGCACCUGUAGAUUGAGCUGUAUACUACUCGUACGCCUCCCGCUACAACAGUGCUGCUCGCAUACGUCGCAUGCAUGAGGAUUCAUCACUAAAUCCU